Messenger RNA from Durio zibethinus, 1289 nucleotides. Its product is annotated as red chlorophyll catabolite reductase, chloroplastic-like. Gene Ontology annotation, cellular component: chloroplast. The record is from RefSeq and is a predicted model, not a curated record. Gene Ontology annotation, biological process: chlorophyll catabolic process. Gene Ontology annotation, molecular function: red chlorophyll catabolite reductase activity. Lineage: Eukaryota; Viridiplantae; Streptophyta; Magnoliopsida; Malvales; Malvaceae.
UUUUUUAGUUUUUAUUCAAGAAAGUUACAUGCUUUAAGAGAUCAGAUGAAUCGUAUUAUGCUUGGAUAUUGAUUGAGAAGAAACAUGCAUGGCUACCCAUGUAAAUAAGAAGAACUUAUGUGGUCCACGACAACUUUAAAAAAAAAAAAAUCUAACAAAUAUUUCUACUGCCAGCAAGUUUUACUUUGAUGAACUGAUGGCUGUCCUCUUCCGACACUUUCUGAACUCCCCACCUCCUUCAUUUUGGUCUUCUUCUUCUUCUUCUUCUUGCCUUCUCCCUGCUUUCAGUCCACCUUCACCCAGACCUCAAAAUUUUGCAUCUCUAGCGUCCUCUUCACCAGCAUCAUCUCCCAUGGACAACACCCCCAAAAAGUUCAUGGAUUUUCCAUUUGUCACUGCCCCACAUAGAAACUUGAUGAUUGAUCUCGUAUCAACGGUGGAGAAUCGUCUAGGGUCUCAGCUCAAACCAUGCACUCUACCUCUUGAUGUACAACAUUACUACAAUCAAAGUGGGACCUCCCAGGGCUCACUUCAUAUCAGAUCAGGCCAUAGCUCUUCCCAGGUUGAUUUUAUUCUAGGAAGUUGGUUACACUGUGAGCUGCCAACAGGUGGAGCACUGAACAUAACAAGCCUUUCAGCAUAUCUCAAGGCUUCCACAGAUGCACCAAAUUUCCUUAUUGAGCUCAUACAGAGUAGCCCUACAUCGCUUGUUCUCAUUCUGGAUUUGCCCCCUCGAAAGGACUUAGUCCUACAUCCAGAAUACCUUCAAACUUUCUACGAGAACACCCAAUUGGACUCACUUAGGCAAACGCUGGAUAAACUCCCGGAAGUUCGACCCUACUACUCUUCAGCUCUUUACAUUCGAUGUCUCACCUCUCCCACAUCAAUUAUGAUCUGUGUUGAUACAGAGGGCGCCAGACCAGGACGCAUAGAGGAGAUCAUAAAGGAUCAUGUGGAUCCUGUGGCAAAAGAAGCAAUAGGGAUAUGGUUGGAUCAAUGUGCUUGUGGACAGAGAAAUGUGGAUGAGGCAGAAAAGUCAUAUUUGGAAAAGAGGGAUGGUUUGAUUAAGAACAAGACCAUUCAGAUUGAUAUCGGCUCAAGCUUUCCAAGAUUGUUUGGGCCUGACAUAGCAGAACGUAUUUUAGGGGUGAUAAGGGAGGCAUAUAAUGGAUGAGUGCUGAAUGUCUGCUUAUUGUUGUACUUUACCUUUAUUCAUUGGUAUAUAUGACCAUGAAAUUUCCUUCCUAUUUGCUAUUUGUCUCUGUUCUAUCGGAUGGUCUAAUUUAAUA